CGGCAACGCAGGUCGAGGUCGGUGGAUGCGCUCAUUCUGCGGCAGCGGGGAGGCGGGGGAGGGAGCCAGGCGGCAGCGCAGCAGCAGACGGCUGGCAGGGGCAGCGGCGCAGGGCUGCUGCGGGGCAGGUCGGCCUCGCCUGGGAAGGGCAUUCGGUCCUCCUCCCCCCCGCUGCAACACCCCGCCUGGAGGCCUGCGGGACCCAAGCAGCCCGGUGGCGUGCGCUCCGCGCCCUCCUCCCCCAACUACCGUGAUGCCGCCCGGGCAGCCUCCCUAGCAGCGGAAGCCGAACUGGCUCGCACCCAAGCCGAUGCGGGUACCAGUCCAGAACACGUGCGGGGACUGGGUAACGUAUCCCCCGGCUCCAAAUCCACACCCCUGCCUCACCUCACCUCACCAACCGCCCAUUCGCACCAGCAGCAGCAGCAGCGGCAUUCCGCAGCGUCGCUCGAAGGUCGCCGCUCCUCCUCGCCCACAAUCCUGGGUCGCCGCCAGGGCUGCGUCGCGGCCACAGCCGCAGCGCCCGGCGGGGGGUCCAAGGACCCAGCCCAUCGUACACAUGCACAUGUGCCCCAUGUACGGCAUUCGCUGCAACUUGGACCCAUGGGUCUCUCAGCAACGUUGCCGUACACCGCUCAUGGACAUGCAGCCAUGACGAUGCACACCCACUUAAACCCGCCUUGGUCGGCUGGGGGCAGCGGCAACCUCCGCGCCUCCUCGCCUGCCGCACCUGGCACGUUGCGGGGUAGCGGUGGCUUCCUCAGCAGCAGCAGCAGCACCGGUGCUGCGUUUGCUGCCAAGGAUGCAGCGACCCGCAUGGAAGACCUGCGGCGGCAGGUGGAGGAGUCCGCGCGGGAGACGGCGCGUCUGCGGGGCAUUGCCGAGGCCGCUGCCAUGCCCGUUCCGCAUCGCGGCUUGGGGGCCGAACUCCCGAAUGUUGCCGCCAACGCCGCCGCCGCACCGGACGGCUGGAGCGGGCAGACCCUGCCCCCGUCAUCGUCGUACAUGCAGCAGCAAGCGGCAGCGGCGCAGCAGCCCCCCUGGCACUUGGCUCCUGGACCACCAUACCCACUUCAACACCCACAACACCACCCACAAUACCCCCCGCAGCAGCCGGUGUAUUUGACCUCACAGGGGCCUCCCUGGGCACCCCACGCUGCCGCCGCUACCCAGGCCAGCUACCCCUCCCCACCACCCCAGAACACAGCACCACCCCCCAUGUCGCCCUCACCUCAGCAGCCGGAGGACUGGCUCUUCGGCUCGCGCUCAGCGCCCGGCAGCGCCAUCGCGGAACCCGUCGUGGACCUGACGCUGCGACCCACCUCCUGGAGCUCGGCCAUGCCGGGGGGGCCCAUGGCUAGCCCGCUGCCGCAGCCGCAGCUGCCGCCGCCCUCGCUGCAGCCGCAUCGGAGCUCGUGGCCGGGCCCCGCGGGAGCAGCUGCCGCAGCCGCAGCCACUGCGGGGGGCCCGUUUGGCUAUAAUCUAGAUGCGGGAGGGGGUGGUGUUGUGGGUGCGGAUGCGGGUGGUGUAGCUGGUCGAGGGAUGGCGCCUUGGCAGCAGCAAGCCCAGCAGCAACAAUGGCAGCAGCAGCAGCAGCACUCGCCCUCCCUGGAUGGCACUGGAGUGCAUCUGGAGCCCUCCUUCGCCCUGCAAGCCCAACAGCAGCAGCAGCCGCUGGUAGCGGCAACAGCAGCAGCAGCCGCGUCGCAGCCCCCACGUAUGAUGCAGCUUCGACUGCAGCCCCCGCCCGCUCCGAAACCUCGGGCCGGUGAACAUUGGCCACCACAGGAGCCACCUCUGGAUGAGCUACACCCACAAUCGCAGUCGCAGCAACAGCAGCAGCAGCGGCAAGGGGAUUUGGAGCAGCAGCCAGGGCCCGCGUCCUUCCCCGCAGGUGCAUGGCCCUACCAUGCGCCCGCUGGCCUCCCGCAACAACAGCAACAGCAGCCGUCCAUGCACGAUGCAGUAAUGCUGCCGCUCCCGCCGCAGCCGGUAUCCCCACAUUUGUCCACGUCGGGCGUUGUGGACGAAGUAACGCUGGAUGACUUUAGCGCCAUGCGCGCUAGUCUGGAUGUGAACGCAUCCGACAGCGGGCAGCAGAUGUCGGUGCCUGGGACGCCCAGCCAUGCGCGCAGCAUGGUCAGCGUGGAUGGAACCGCAUCUCCCUACCCCGGUACGACCUACGGCGUCGCACGGCCGUACACCGCAGCCUCCUCCUCCGUCGCCACCCCCGGCUUCACUCUGCACGGCCCUCCCGGCACGACCGCACGUACCGGCACCCCCGGCAGCACCGCCCAGCUCGCCGCUGCCACCACUCCCGGCACCACCACCGUUAGCGUGGUAGAUCAUGCGGCGGGGGGCAGCACGGCUCGUGUGGAGGUGGCGGAGAUGGUGACGGAGGACAGCGAGGGCUUCAAGGACCAACAUAUCCACCUGCACAUCCAUACGGCACCCAUGCAGGCCGCGGACAACACAGGGCCGGACGCCCCUACUCCUCAGCUCUUCUUCCGCACCUCCUCCGUGGCCGGGGCCGCCGGCAUUACCCAUGACGGCGCUACCCCCGCUCGAGCUCUGGACUUGCUUGCCCCGCCCGGCUCACCCCUGCAUGAGGGCCUUGCGUCCGGCCGCCUGGUGUACGAAAAGAUCGAGCGGAUCAAGCCCGUCGGUACGGCGUUUGGAUCCAGCAUGGGACGAGACGCCGGCGGAGCCGUAUCCGAGGAUGAGGGCCGCAGCCGGAGGUCUGGCAGGAGGCGGGUCGGCACACCCGGAGGGUCGUGGCAUGGCGGCGGCUGGCGGGACGAGCAGCCGGGGUUUGGCUACGAGGAGCGAGGUGGAGGCGGUGGUGGAGGCGAGGCGGGCGGGAAUGGAUGGGAGGGCAGCACGGAUGGGGAGGACGCGAGCGGACAGCAGUCGCGGAAUGGAGAGCAGGGACCCGCGGACGUUCCACCAGAGGUUCGAGAGCAGUACGACCUGCUCCGGCAGCAGCUGUCGCAGCAAGCCGCCGUGAGCGCCGACCUCACCGCGCAGCUGCAGCGACUGCAGGGCCGGCUGGUUGCCGACGGCAACACCGCCAGGCAGCAGCAACUACAGCAGCAGCAGAGGCAACAGCAGCAGCCCUCAGUGCCAACCCAAUCAGAUGGACAAAAACAGCUGCAGCAGCAGCAGUCACAGCAACGGCAGCAGCGAGGGCAGCAGCAGCAGGUACAGCGGGAACAGCAACAAGGAGAGGCGGAGGUUGCCGGUACUGCUACCAUCAUGAGGUCCGUGAGGGAGGGCGACGAUGCGGCCAAGCGGCUGAGAUCUCCACCACCCACACCGCCGUACUUGCGACAGAUCAAGGAGCAGCUGCAGGCUCAGGAGCUCCGAAACCGCGAUCUCCAGCGGGAGGUGGAGCAGCUGGGCCACCGGCUGUUGGGCGGGGUAGGAGGGGUGAGCGGGGCCACUGCUGCUGCCGCUGAUGGGCUCGUGCAGCAGCAACCGGAGUUGGCUGCCGCCCUGGCGGACCUGGAGAAUGCCAUGGGUGCGCUGCCGCUGGGCGCCCUCCGGGAGCAGAAGCGGCUGCUGGAGCAGCAGUUGAGUGACAUGGCGCUGGAGAAGGAGGCGGUGGAGCGGGCGCUGCAGCAGGAGCAGGCGGAGGUGCGGCUGCUGCAACAGGAGCUGGGGGUGGUGGGGCAGGCGGCAGAUGCGCUGGAGGAGUCGCAGGCGCAGCUGCAGGAAACCCGGCUAGCCGUGGCACACCAGCAGCAGGAGCUGCGGGAACUGCAGGACCUGCUGCAGCAGCGGGAGCAGCAGCUAAGGGAGAAGGAGCAGCUAGCGCAACAGCUCGCGGAGCAGGACAGGGAACUCCAGGAGGUGAGGGCGCAGCUACAGGAACGAGAGGAGCGGCUGCAAGCACAGGACAAGGAGGCGCAGGGUCUCAGGGAGCAGCUGCGAGACCGCGACAGGCAGCUGUCAGAGGCCGCGGUGCAGCUGCAGGAAGGAGAGCAGCGGUUACAGGCGGUUGAGGGGCUGUUGAAGGAGCGGGAGGGAGAGGUGAGGGAGCGGGAGGCGCGGCUGCAGGAGCGGGAGGAGGUGUUGAAGCAGCAGGGCAAGCACCUGCAGAGUUUGGAGGAGCAGCUUCGGGAGCAGGACCGCUGGCUUCAGGAGCGGGAGGAGCAGAUGGGGGAGCUGAGGCAGCAGUUGCGGGAGCGGGAGAAGCAGAUGGGAGAGGCGCGGCAGCAGGCGGAGGAGGCGGAGCAGCAGCUGGCGGAAUGCAGGCAGCGGGAGGUGGUGCUGGAGACGCAACUGGUGUCGGAAAAGGACAAGGCCGCCGCCGAGGUCGCCAUCCUCGCCAGCCGCCACGAGAAGCAGCUGGAGGAGGCACGCAUGGCCGCAGCAGCCGAACUUAAGGAGCAGGCGCAGGCAGCAGCCUCCGCCAAUGCGCAGGCCGCACGCGCCAUCUCCGAAUCCGCACUGCGUGCCAGCUACUGCGCACAGCUGGAGGCGCUGCUAAACGAGCGCGCCGGCCAGCCUGACGCCCUCCGUGCCGAGCAUGCAGUCCAAGUUGAAACGCUGCGCAGCAGCUACUCCUGCCAGCUGACGGACCUUCGAACCGAGCAUGCUGUGCAGAUGGAGGCACUUCGCGCACAGCACGCAACGCAGCUGGAAACGCUGUUGAAUGACCGUGCGGUACAGCCCGAGAACAUACGGUCCGAGCAUGCGGUUCAGGUGGAGACGUUGCGGUCCAGCCAUGCAUCCCAGCUGGCUGCCCUGCGGACCGAGCAUGCAGGCCAGAUGGAGAAGCUCCGAGCGGAGCACGCGACUCAGCUGGAUGCGCUACUCAACGACCGGGCCAAGCUGCCGGAAGUCCUCCGAGCGGAACACGCGUCCCAGGUCGAGGCCUUGCGCAACGAGCAUUCCAGCCAAUGCGAGACGCUGCGCUCCAGCCACGCCGUCCAAUUCGCCAGCCUUCGUUCGGAACACGCCUCCCAAAUGGACGCCCUCCGGGCCGAACACGACGCGCAGAUCGAGGCGCUACGUGCCAGCCAUGCAGCCGCCCUGGUGGAGCAGGAGGCGCGCAGGGCCGCUGCCGCCGCUGCGGCGCACCAGCAGCAGCUCGCAGCUGCCGCGGCGGCCCAGGAGCAGCAGCUGGCGGCCUUGCAGGCGGAACAUGAGGCGCGCAUGCAGCAGCUGACCGUGCACCACCAGUUGCAGCUGCAGCGGCAGGAGGCGGAGCACCGGGCGUUGCUGGCGGCGCUGACGGAGGGGCAGCAGGCGCAGGCGGAGCACCAUCUGAGCCGCAUGGAGGAGCUGCGGGCCCGACAUCGGCAGCAGUUGCAGGAGCUGACGGAGCAGGGGCAGCAGGAGUUGGCGGAGGCGCGGCGGGAGGGUGCGGAGCGGUUGGCGGCGGUUGAACGGGCGGCGGAGGAGGCGGCGGCGGCGCAUGAGGCCGUGGUGGCGGCGUUGCGGAGCAGACUGCGGGCGGCGGAGGCGGAGGCGGAAGCGGUGGAGGCGCAGGAGGUGGUGGUGGCGGCGUUGCGGGAUCGCUUGCGGGCGUUGGAGGUG
Astrephomene gubernaculifera is the source of this 5544-nucleotide messenger RNA. NCBI's taxonomy places the organism in Eukaryota, Viridiplantae, Chlorophyta, Chlorophyceae, Chlamydomonadales, Astrephomenaceae. The record is from the annotation of a GenBank genome assembly.